This is a messenger RNA of Kwoniella shivajii, 1668 nucleotides long. RefSeq lists its product as uncharacterized. The record is from RefSeq and is a predicted model, not a curated record. Gene Ontology annotation, biological process: mitochondrial respiratory chain complex III assembly. Gene Ontology annotation, cellular component: mitochondrial inner membrane. NCBI's taxonomy places the organism in Eukaryota, Fungi, Basidiomycota, Tremellomycetes, Tremellales, Cryptococcaceae. The transcript has 4 exons. Bases 1 to 1668 code for a protein of 555 amino acids.
AUGUCAUCGUCAACCAUCCGCCGUAUGACUUCCCGAUCACUCCCUCUAAUCGCCGCAUCCGCCUUAUCAUUCACCCUUUACACCGUACAUACAUCCUAUUCCCCUUUACUCUCUGAAGCACCUGAUUCAUUCUCUACAUCUGUCAAGAAGCAGAAAGCCGCUUUAGCUGCUCCAUUCACCUCGUAUGGCUGGGGAUCAAACAAGAACUUGACGUUAUUUCCCGAUGGACAAAUUACCAAUGUCAAAAGGCCAUUACCACUGGGACAGCUUGGGUCAACGCCUCUACGCGACUUAGUGUUAGCAGAAGAUUAUGGAGCUUGUGUUGAUGCAAGAGGAGAUCUGUGGAUGUGGGGUAGCGGAUAUGAUCCCACUGGACAAGUGGAGAAGUCGCUAAAAGGCAAGAGCCUGAGAACGCUUGCAGCCGGCCCUGCGAAACUAUUCGCCUUAUCGAAACAUGGUCAACUAUACGUGGUUCCCUCGUCAAAAUCUUUGCAAGCUGAUCGACAAGAUAAGUCAAGUCAAUCUUGGUGGUCUUAUCUCUUCUCGACAGAUCCAGGGGUUGAUUUCGUCGAACUGCAAGUUACAGGAGGGUUGAAAUGGGGUGAGAAGUGGGAUGGUCUUUCAGUUGGUCGAAAUCAUUUAUUAGCAGUGACAAAUAAAGGUCGAACUUUUUCAUUACCUUUAUCAACCAAGGCAAACUCUCACAGACAAUUAGGUACUAAAGAGGAAUUUGAAACUCCAGAAGUAACUCCAACAUUAUUUGGUCAACCUUUCCCUGCCGAAAAGGACAUUCGAUUCCAAACCACCCUAAGUGAAAUACCAUCACUAAGUGGAAUAGCAAUUGCUCAAGUCGCCGCAUCUGAAAGGACGUCAUUCGUUAGAACCCAUAAUGGACAUGUGUUAGGUUUUGGUGCAAAUGAAACUGGUCAAAUUGGUCUAGGAGCAACUUCAUCCGUUGAUAUCAUACCUGUGCCGGUAGAAGUUGUUUUAGCAAAGUGUUACCCUUCUGGAACGAAAGUCGAAUGUACAGAUAUCAAAGCUGGUUCAUUGACAACUUUCUUUACAGUCAAAAGGUUCUUCCCAGGUAGACAAGGUGUUUUUGUGGAUGUAUUAGGCUGUGGAAGUGGGAUCAGUGGUGCUUUAGGUACGGGUAUGUAUACUAGCGCUACUGGUAUGCCUGUAAAGGUAAAGACCAUAAGUGGAAAUCAAGAAUAUUCAGAAAAGGCCAAGACCUUCUUACCCAUCGGAGUUCAUAAUCUAUCCAUAUCACCAUCACCCAACACGCACGUUUACGCCACUCUCGAUACAGUCACGCUAGCGGACGCCCUAGGUGUUAAAGAGGGGAGAUACGGAAAAGACGUUAUGGCUUGGGGAGCGAAUGUGGAUUAUCAAGUAGGCAAUGGCAAAAGAUCAUCCACUGCUAUACCACAACAUCUACCGCCAAUAGGUCCUAAAGCUAUUGACGCGUUAGGCAUAGAUCCAAAACAAGAGGCUGCCUUGAGUUCUGGAACCCAAUCCCCUAUGCCUCAUUCAAGGCUGCAAUUGCAUGUGAAGAAAGCCAAUGCCUAUGAUUUGAACGGUAAAUUAAUUAGCAGAAAAGUCAAGUGCGAGGAGACUAUCGUAGCUGGAUACAAUGCUUCGGCCUUGUACAACAAGAUCAUUGACUAG